GACCCACCCCCCACCCCAUUUCCCAAACUCUCCAAACAGGGCUCCCCCUCCGUCCCCAAAAACCCAAAAAAACCCCAAAUUUGGGGCUCCCCUCCAGCACCGCGGCGGUGGGGAGCGGCGCCCGGAGCCCAGCCCCGUUUUCCCGUGUUUUUCCCCCAAAACCCGCGCAGGUUUCGCUCCAAGUACCACCCGGACGAGGCGGGGAAGCGGCAGCAGGAGGCUCAGGCGGCGCUGCGGAACCGCCUGAGCGUCUUCCUCUACCUGUGGGAGCACGGCUGGUUCGACAACCUGCUGCUGGACAUCGAGCGCGCGCCGCAGAUCGUCAAAACGCUGGACGCAGGUACGGCACGGCGCCCCGGAAUGCUCGAAAACCUGGGGGCAGGUACCCCAAAGUACCCCAAAAUCAUCAAAAACCUGGGUGCAGGUAGCACAGAAUCAUCAAAAACCUGGGGGCAGGUACCCCAAAAUCAUCAAAACCUCCCGAAAUCCUCGAAAACCUGGGGGCAGGUACCCCAAAAUCAUCAAAAACCUGGGGGCAGGUACCCCAAAAUCCUCGAAAACCUGGGGGCAGGUACCCCAAGUUCCCCAAAAUCAUCAAAAACCUGGGGGCAGGUAGCGCAGAAUCAUCAAAAACCUGGGGGCAGGUACCACAGAAUCAUCAAAAACCUGGGGGCAGGUAGCACAGAAUCAUCAAAACCUGGGGGCAGGUACCCCAAGUUCCCCAAAAUCAUCAAAAACCUGGGGGCAGGUAGCACAGAAUCAUCAAAAACCUGGGGGCAGGUACUCCAAAAUCAUCAAAACCUCCCGAAAUCCUUGAAAACCUGGAGGCAGGUACCCCAAAAUCAUCAAAACCUGGCGGCAGGUACCCCAAGUUCCCCAAAAUCAUCAAAAACCUCGGUGCAGGUACCACAGAAUCAUCAAAAACCUGGGGGCAGGUACCACAGAAUCAUCAAAAACCUGGGGGCAGGUACCACAGAAUCAUCAAAACCUGGGGGCAGGUACCCCAAAAUCAUCAAAAACCUGGGGGCAGGUAUCCCAAAAUCCUCGAAAACCUGGGGGCAG
This is a messenger RNA of Lonchura striata (white-rumped munia), 1062 nucleotides long. Lineage: Eukaryota; Metazoa; Chordata; Aves; Passeriformes; Estrildidae. The record is from RefSeq and is a predicted model, not a curated record.